AUGACUGGAGGAUCACCAUCAUCAAUAGAAGAAAACGACCACCAUUUAAGGAAAAAGAGGGUUGGAAAGGCAUGCGAUUCGUGUCGUAUAAAAAAAACGAAAUGUGACGGUAAAAAACCAUGCAAUCGUUGUAUGUUGGAUAACAAGAUCUGUGUAUUCACGGAGAAGAAGAAGGUUAAGGACAAAUCGCAUCCUAACGGUUAUGUUGAGUUACUCGAGACCAGAUUAGAUUUGUUGAGGAAAUCGUUGGAAAAGAUGAUUCAAUUGUCUAGACCACAUUUACCAUUCUUAAAUGAGCUUAUGGACGAAGAGACUGAAGAAAACGAUGUUAUACCCAUUAACAGGGUCGUGCAGUAUUUGAUCAAUAAUGAGGGAUUAUUAUACAAGGUUCCAGUAGAAUGGGAAAACGGUGCUUUAAUUGCUGCCAAUUUGGAAGCGGACUCGAAGAACAUUCUGGAGGCAGCAAAGAAAUUCUAUGAUCAUAAGGUGGAUGCACUGGACAAUCCUGGUAGAACAAACUACUACGAAGAGGCUACGAAGGAUAAAGCGCUCAAUGAAGAAAAGGAUAAUUCGCGCAUACAAAAUGGCUCAAAAUUGGCGGAUACUUUAAAUGAAGAAUUAUCGGAUGGCGGUAACUCUCCGACUUCAACCAGCCUUACAGAGAAGUUAAAUUUAGAUGACUUUUCGCUUGGAGGAUAUUCAUCGAAUUUACUAUUGGGCAACGCAUAUCCUGAUAUAUUUUCUGAUUUUGAAAGCGAUUCGAAUAAUUCUGUAAAUUAUGCGCAUAAUAUACCCUUCGGAAAUAGCCGUCAAAGCUCGGCUAACACUAAUGGUAACGCAUCACUUUUUACCCCUAUACCGAUUUCUAAUUCCGUGACUUCGUUGACCAAUGAGUUUGAAAACCAUGGUAUCCAUUCUCCUACGAGCAUUGGGUCUAUAUUACCAAGCCAAACAAGUACGUCACUUAGGAGGUCUUCCUCAUUACACAAUCAAAGACCAUUCUCUCCAUCUCAUCAGAAAAUGAAGAACAAUGGCCAUAUAUUUAAGCCGCAGCAUACUGGAAGUUCACAUUCACAUUUAAACCUGGUAUAUGUGAGCAAUAAUGGCAACGAAUUCCAUCUUCAAAAGAAAUUAAGUUCUUCAAGUUCAAGCGCUGCCCUGACACCUGCCACGACUGCAAUUUCGCCAAUUAACACGAAAUUAGAAGAGGAAUCAACCUUACCCUCUGACGCAAUUCAGUUGCAAAAUUUUAAUUACGAGGGGUUGAAUAUUAUGGACACUGCGAAUAUAGAUAGUUUUAUGAUUAACAAUCCAUUUAUGAAGUAA
Molecule: messenger RNA, 1326 nt
Organism: Debaryomyces hansenii CBS767
Lineage: Eukaryota; Fungi; Ascomycota; Pichiomycetes; Serinales; Debaryomycetaceae
Gene: FCR1
Product: Fcr1p
Exons: 1
Coding region: 1-1326 (441 amino acids)
Biological process (GO): regulation of DNA-templated transcription
Molecular function (GO): zinc ion binding; DNA-binding transcription factor activity, RNA polymerase II-specific
Source: RefSeq, a predicted model, not a curated record